This is a messenger RNA of Caenorhabditis angaria, 1205 nucleotides long. The record is from the annotation of a GenBank genome assembly. Lineage: Eukaryota; Metazoa; Nematoda; Chromadorea; Rhabditida; Rhabditidae.
AUGUUUGAUGGAAAAGGCGCGAUUUUUGGAGUCGCAAUAGUCGCUGCGAAAAUCGCAACAAUUCUCGCGAUUCGCAGGUUAUUCAAGAGGUAAGCGACUUGCGACACGCGAAAAAAAUCGCUGAAAAAUUCCAGCUCCGCAACAAAUUCGCCCAAUCAAUUUCUCUUCACAUUUUUCACAAUUUCCACGAUUUUUCUCUUCGUUUUCGAGAUUUUCCAACACAACAUCCACGAUUUUUUGAUUUAUAUUUGGAUUUGGAAAAUGCCCAAUUUCUGGCUGCUCAUUUUUGCGUUUUUUGUGAUUUUUUUCGUGUUUCUGCGGUUUUUUGUGGUGAAGACUUUGGUGAAAUUCGAGAUUUCGACGAUUUUUUUGGUGGAAAAUGCGAGGAUUUGUUGUCAGGUGAGGAAAAUUAGUUUCUCUGCGUCCUAGUAAUCUCUACAUAAGUGUCUGGCUUCUCUGCGUCUCUAACUUUAUUGGUAUGUCUACGUGUCUAGCUUCUCUGCGUCUCUAACUUUCUAGCUGUAUGGCAUCUCUGGGUCUCUCAUUAAUUUAUGUUCUCUAAUCAACGGUCCUGUUUCUCUGCGUCUCUAACUCCAUAGUAGUCUAUAAAUGCCUGGCCUCUCUGCGUCUCUAACUCUUUAGUGAUCUCUUUGUAUCUAGCUUCUCUGCGUCUCUAACUCUAUAGUGAUCUCUAAGUGUCUAGCUUCUCUGCGUCUCUAACUUUCUAGCCGUCUGGCAUCUCUGGGUCUCUCAAUACUUUAUAAAGAGUAGAAAUCCUCACAACAGUUUCUCUGCGUCUCUAACCUUAUAGAUAUCUUCAAGUGUCUAGCUUCUCUGCGUCUCUAACUUUCUGAGCACAAUAAUUUUUUUUUUGUAAAUCAUGAAGCUCAAAAAAUGAAAUCCACGUGGCUGAAACAUUUUGAAAUUCAAAAUUGUCCGAAAUUUUUUAAGGUUCCAAAAUUUUAAAUGAAAUUUUUUUUUGAUUUUCUAAAAAUCCAAUAGAUCAAGUUUAAGUGCCUAAUAAUCCACGUGGCUAGUUUUCCAAAAAAUUUUUGCAGUUCCACAUCCUCAACUACAUCUACGAAAACAUUGCCGAAAGGGACUUCGUGAAAAUUCCCAGCGAAAAUCGUGUUUUUCUAAUUCUCUCUGUAAUUUUGACAAUUUUCGCGUGUUUUUCAGAUUCUCGAAAGAUUGGCAAGAAAUAA